Elaeis guineensis (African oil palm) is the source of this 2671-nucleotide messenger RNA. RefSeq names its product abscisic acid receptor PYL8. The record is from RefSeq and is a predicted model, not a curated record. Gene Ontology annotation, biological process: abscisic acid-activated signaling pathway. Lineage: Eukaryota; Viridiplantae; Streptophyta; Magnoliopsida; Arecales; Arecaceae. Gene Ontology annotation, molecular function: abscisic acid binding; signaling receptor activity; protein phosphatase inhibitor activity. Gene Ontology annotation, cellular component: nucleus; cytoplasm.
UAACCCGGGGUUCGCGAUCGGUGGGGCAUCCCGCGAUUUUUAUAUCGUUUCGGAGGGUGGACGGUGGAGGCGAGCGCGAAGGUUCAGGGAGGUUCAGGUUUGGGCCACCGGGGAUAUCUCUCCAUCUUUGUUGCGUUCUUCGGAAGCGAAUCGAUAGAGAUAAGAAAGGAAGAGGAGAAGCUUCGUCGGGAGAGUAAGAGGGCGGGGAUAGGGGACGAGGACUAGACUAUCCGGCGGCCGGGAAUUAGGGGGGGGGAGAGAGUAGUCUCUCUUCUAUUGUGGGGGUGUGGGGUCUUCAAAGCUGGAUGGUUGAUAUGAACGGCGGAGGGCUGGGGAGGACUGGCGAUCGGGCGGCGGGCGGGGGCGGGGGCGGCGGCGGCGGGGGCACGGUGUGGAGGCUGGCUGACGAGAUGAACAGUAACGGAUGCCGGGGGGUGGAGUCGGAGUAUGUGCGGAGGCUCCACCGGCACGAGCCCAGGGAGAAUCAGUGCAGCUCCACUCUCUUCAAGCACAUCAGAGCUCCCGUUCAUCUCGUGUGGUCUUUGGUGAGGAGGUUUGAUCAGCCCCAGAAGUACAAGCCCUUUGUAAGCAGAUGCGUCGUGCAGGGGGAUCUGGGGAUUGGGAGCGUGAGGGAAGUGAAUGUCAAAUCUGGGCUCCCUGCCACCACCAGCACCGAAAGGUUGGAAUUUCUUGAUGACAAUGAGCACAUACUUAGCAUGAAGAUUGUGGGAGGGGACCAUAGACUCAAGAACUACUCAUCCAUCGUUACCCUCCAUCCGGAGAGCUUUGAUGGGAGGCCAGGGACCCUGGUAAUAGAAUCGUUCGUGGUGGACGUGCCCGAUGGGAACACCAAGGACGAGACAUGCUUUUUCGUGGAGGCCGUGAUCAAGUGCAAUCUCAAAUCUUUGGCCGACGUGGCAGAGCGCUUGGCAGCGCAGGACCGGACCGAGCCCAUUGAUCGAUGAUUUCAUUGAGUCAUCUGCGGAGCGAUGGAAAUUCCAUGGAUAAAGCUUUCAAGGCAUUCAGAACUUGGAAGCUUUCGGUAGUUUCUCCUUGAAUCCUUCGCUCAUCCUUCUUCCCCUAUCCUUCUGUGUCAUUCCCAUGCUCUUUCCGAAUGAAGGCGAUGUUUUUAAUUGUCUGGGUAGAGCAAGAACCUCUAUUCUCUCAUGGGACUCUCAAAUUCAGAGGUUGCGUAUAGGUAGUCAGGUUUCCUCGCUCGGGUUUUCCUGAACUAUGGCUUUUGAGCGGUGGUGUGUGUACAUAUCUAUGUUUAAAUUGAUGUUUGUAUGAUGUUAGUGAUGAAAGCCUAUUUAUGUGAUGCUGCCGUGGAGAUGGGAAUUUAGAGGAUAUUCGGCUGUCUUGUUGGGUGCUCUGGUGCGGGUUGGAGGCAUUGUGUAUAUUUGGACAUUGUGAUAGAGAGAUUCUGGAUGGACGUAGAUUUAGUAAUAGAUUUCAUCUCAGGGGGUGUCAUCUUCUCUCUUGUUUGACAUAUAUCUUAGCAGUUCAGAGCUACGUGCCUGUUUGGAAAAUUCGUUUGUUCAAAUCUUUUAGCUGAUUUUUUCUUUCUUUCUUUUCUUUUUUCAAUUACCUGCCCUAGAUCAUGGGGCAUCAGUUUAGACUUUUGCAUGCUUUGUUUGAAAAUCCUGAAAUAUGGAGGAGUGAUAAAGGAUGGUAGAAGAGUCUGGUGGUCUCUGGAUUUUUGGCUAAUGCCUCUGUGGGACAGUGGGAUGCUAUCACAAAGUUUAUUAAAGCAUACGUGGGGCUUUGAUUUGCCGGUGGAGACGUUUUAGGCCGUCGGGGGGGGGAUGCAUGGAGACCGAUUGCUGCGGCUGUCGUCGUCUGGACGGUGCCCUGCGUCACGCUUCCUACCCAAGAUGAUAAAAAGAAAGCUGAAAGAGACUACCCCCUACCUCGGCUCUAUAUAUCGUGAAGUAGAUGGUAUCAGUCGCUGUCACGCGUGGGUUUCUUCUUGUGAUUUCCUUUGAACAAGUCUCCUCGCUUUGCGCGAGUCCACACUUUUGUGAGAGGGCCGGAUUGGGUUCAGGAGAUAUGGAUGACUGACUGGGAUGGCAAGGUUCUGGUUUAUCUACUCACUGCAACUUCCUAAUUCAAAUGGUUCACGAGGGGCCAUGCGGCCUUUCUUAAAGCCACAGGUCAGGUGUUGUUCGAUGAGACAAUAUUGUGUUAUUAUAGAAAUUGUGCUUGGAUCUCGUCAUGUUAACUGAUUUCUCUUGGGCAUAUUCGGAGCUUGGAAAAGAGAUGCCGUGCAAGCAAGCAGCCAGAGUAGUGGGGCCAGCUGAUCGAACUUAUUUUGUCUGUAUAAAGAACAUCUGCACCGAAUAUGGUGGGGUUGGGGGAUGUUAAUCUUUGCAAUUUUUUCAGUUGAGUGAUGAUUGGUAUUAAUAUUCCAGGUUAUAACUCAUAUAGUCAUAUAGCUAGCUGCCUCAUCCCUGCAUCCCCAAGUUGGAUAAUUGGAUAUUGCUUUUUCUUCCGGUCCACAUCUGUGCUGCCUUUGCGAUUGAGCAAUGUUACGGGACCGAUACUUGCUACCGCAAAAAGCUUUCCCGGAGGGGAGGUUUGCGGUGGAAAGCAUCAAUCCUCUCAUGCUGCAUGGCCAGCCGGCCAGUGUAUUGUAAAAUAAUUGUUAAUAAAGUUUAGGAUCCUUUUCGCG